AAUGUCAUAUUGAUUAUUCACAAAAUCAAAACUAAGUUAGUGUUGACAAAACAUUGAGAGGGAGAGUAUCUUAAAGCUUUAAGAAUGCACAUUGAUUUUCUUUUUUAUGCUGGUUUUCUACUCCUUUCUUAUAGCAUUUGCGCUGCAGCUGAGGAAAAUUUGUAUGAUGUUUUAGGUGUGAGAAAGACAGCUACACAAGCAGAUAUAAAACGAGCUUACAAGAAAUUAGCGAGGGAAUGGCACCCAGAUAAGAAUGAUGAUCCAGAGGCGACAGACAAAUUUACCAAAAUUGCAGAAGCAUAUGAGACACUAGGUGAUUCUGAGAAGAGGAGUGAAUAUGAUAACUUUGGUUAUACCUCGUCUAAUGCACAUAGACCAAGUAGACAGCAUCAUGGGUUUGAUCCAUUCGAGUCGUUUUUUGAUGGUCCACAUGGCUUUAAUUUUAACUUUAAUUUUGGUGGUGGAGGCGGGAAUACAGAAUCUAUUAUUGACAAACACACAAUCAAUCUGAGACAAUAUGAAACAACAAUUCUACCUAACAGUCAUAUUAGACCCUGUGUGAUAUACGCAUACACAGACUUCUGUUUUAACUGUAUGAGAAUGGAGGGUAUUAUUGAAAAGUUCCUGUCUGAACUGAAAACUGUUGGUGUUUGUGGGGCGACAUUCCACGCAGGUAGAGCCAGUAACCUGGCAGCUCGGUUACGUGUAACCCAGGUACCAUCCAUCAUUGGAGUGAUGGGAGAGAGGGUCAGUUACUACCGGGGACCAGUCAGUAUACAGGGUCUUAGAGAAUUCAUUAGAAAUAUAUUCCCUACACAUUUUGUUACAAAGAUAACUGAUUCCACAGUCCACGACUUUCUGGAUGGCUGGCCAGUGGAUAAUAAAGUUCGGGCGAUAUUCUUCAGUCCACGAGAGGAGAAAUCUGUCCGGUUCCUGGCAUCUGUUCUGUCUUACAAGGACAACGUGGCUUUUGGAUUCGUGAACACCAAGUUGGGCAUGGCUGGUGGCUUGAUGAGUAAAUACAAUGUCAACAAUAAUAGAGAAACUUUGCUGAUGUUCAAUGAAGAAUCUGUAUCUCCUGUAGCUUCAAUCAGUAUGCAGCAGUUGUCCCGCGCCUCUUUUGACGAGGUGAUCGAAGGAAAUAAACAUCUAGCUUUACCAAGACUGUCUUCCCAGAAAUUCUUUGAAGAGCUGUGCCCGGAAGAAUAUAAGGCAAAAAAUAGAAGAUUGUGUGUGGUGCUUAUCACGAAGAAAGAAAAAAGUCAUGACAGUUAUCGUGAUGGCUUUAGAAAGUACUCGCAACGAUCAGGACUCUCUGACAGGACGCGGGUACAGUUUGCAUACGUUUACGAGGAUACACAGCAAGAUUUUAUCAGAUCGUUGUCUAAAGGCAAACAAUUACAAUCCGGAGAAAAUAAACUUAAGGUGGCUAUAUUAUGGCGUAUAGAGAAGUACCAGAUGAAGUAUGAGUGGCUGGAAACGGGCUGGGAACCGGAAAAUGAGAGGCAUUGUGGAUCUACACUAGAGAAACGUUUAAAUCUACUCCUUACCACCGAUACUGUGAUGCCAUAUAAAGUUACCCCACCACAACUGUUCAAUGAGCAUGGCCUGGGUCUGUUUACACGAAUAGGUCACAAGUUAUUACACUGGGGUGAAAGAAUGUGGAGCUAUGUAUCCUAUGUGGACAGUACAACAUGGGUGACAUCAAUUCUAUCUCUCAUGUUUGUAUUUGGUAUGGGAUACUUCGUUCACAAGCUGGCUUCCCUGGAGGAAAUACAGGUACAGAGUACUGCACCACAGAAAACACGCCCUAGACCUUCAUCUAGAUCAUAUGAUGCGAAGAACCUCAAUAUGUAUGAGCUGGACUACAGAACGUACGCGGAGUUAGUUAGCGAGGCAGAUACUGGACUUACUAUAGCUAUACUUGUAGACAAGGAGACCAAGGAUAGGAUUGUGAAACAGUUUGCUAAAAUUGUACACCCAUACUCAAGGUACAGUGCAUUAACUUUUGCAUUCUUACAACUAGAAUACAAUAUCAACUGGUAUCGCACACUUCUUGAGGAAUCUAUAGACGACGUAAAACUUGACCAGAUUAACAUUAAAAACUGUAUAGGAACCGUCCUGGCCCUAAAUGGUUACAGAAAAUACUAUUAUAUAUACAGCGCAAAAAAAGCACGGCAGUUUAUACGUCACAGGAAUAAUGUGUCCGAGGCGCUCGGUCUUCACGAUCUUGACGAGAAAUCUGACGAGGAAGACGAUAUCAAGGAUUAUUUUUUCCUUGAUGAGGUUUUGGACGGACUGACGAUUUGGUUAGAUAAGAUUUUCGAUGGCUCAAUCAAAAGGAUUAGAAUAACGAACUGGCCAGAAAUGACCGGCUGAGAAAAUGAGUGGCACCGAUAUAACACCGGAAUGUAUUCAGAAAAAUUAUUGUUAUGAUAAUGGUUUACAGUAUCGAAUUUCUCUUUUGCUUUACUUACACUGUUUUGAGGGAUAUUUUUUAAGGAUGCACAGAAUUUUCAGUGAUUCCUAAACCUAGGACAGGGAGGCUAUUUUACACUCAAAUAUGUCUUAAAGCUGCAUGCCUCCAGAUGAGCAAGGAUAUUUCAAGAAAGUCAAACUUGAGAAAAAUGUACAUGUACUAAGGUUUUAAGAACAGUAAAAAGAUUUAAGGUUCAAGUAAUG
This is a messenger RNA of Ruditapes philippinarum (Manila clam), 2682 nucleotides long. RefSeq names its product dnaJ homolog subfamily C member 16-like. The coding region runs from base 85 to 2379 and encodes 764 amino acids. The record is from RefSeq and is a predicted model, not a curated record. Lineage: Eukaryota; Metazoa; Mollusca; Bivalvia; Venerida; Veneridae. The transcript is spliced from 13 exons.